CGAACCACUCCACAGCGCUCUCCGCUCCGCUCCGCACCGCUCCACAUCGUGCAUCGACUUCGCACCGCAGCACUCCACAACAGCACUCCGCGUCCCUGUCCUCCGCGGCCACACGAAGCUCCACAGGGCGCACGCAGCUCGCCCACCCACAGCGCACCGCAACCGCGUCCUCGUCCGCCGAAAUGUCGCUCCCGGUGAACGCACUCGCCGCGGCGCACUUCCUGUUCGGCAUCUACUACGCCAUGGCGUUCGUCGCCUUCCCCGACGGCGUCAUGCCAGACGCCCUGCGCGGCAUCGGCUGGAAGAAGUACCUCACCUUCUGGAACAUGUGCUUGCAAUCGCUGUACUUCACAAUUUGUGUUUUAAAUGACAUUGCCGGAAGCAAUGAAAUUGCACCGAAGAACCCGCCACUAAUUAGAAGAAUCAAAGAUUAUAUGCUCUGCACGGUCGCGUUUCCUGUGUCAAUGGUUUGUAAACAUUUUCUUGUCUUAAACAUAAAAACUGUGAGUGAACUAGUACCUGACAAAUCUGUUCUGGCUAAUCUGUUUCAGUUCGUUGGUUUGACGUUUUGGGGCCUUUAUGCAAUUGAUCGAGAGCUAGUUUUCCCCAAAGCUCUAGAUCCUUACUUUCCUAGUUGGCUGAAUCAUGUGAUGCACACCAAUAUAAUGAUUUUUAUAGUUCUUGAAAUGGUGUUGUCCUUCCGUAAAUAUCCUACACGUGGGAAUGGAACAGGAGGACUAACUGCCUUUAUGUGUGUUUAUCUCGUGUGGACAUUCAUAAUUUACUUCUACUCUGGUGCUUGGGUGUAUCCAGUUUUGGAAGUUCUGAACUGGGGGCAACGGGCUAUAUUCUUUAUUGUGUUACUUCUCUUUGUUAACGCGCUGUACUUUGUGGGAGAGUUUGUCAACAAAACUAUUUGGGGAAAAGAGUUGAGGCAACUGGAAAGAGCUGGUUCGCAUAAAAGGAGCAAUUAAAGUGCUAUCUUUAAUCGCUUUGUGAUAUUAUGCAUAUCACAUCUUUUUAAGUACAAGAAUAUUUCUUAAAUUGUUUAUAUUUUAUGAACAGUGUGUGCAGAAUUAAGUGUACUCUUUGUUGUGUAUAUGACAUUUACUUUUACAAGAAUUUGUUUUACUUAUGUAUGCAGGAUUAUAUUAUUUUGUUGUGCACAAGAAAACUGCCUAAAAUGUUAUGUUACUUCUUUUAUUUUCCACAGUGUGGAAGUAAAAUGUUUUUUUUUAACUGCCUGCAUCUGUUGUAUCUAAUUCCUGAAGCAAUAAGUCUUGUACCUUAUAUUUAGGUCAAAUGAAGUCCAAAGAUUCAAACAUGACCUAUGAAUGUGAUAAAACUGAUCAUUUUUGUCACUUCUUCUAAAGUUUGCUGCAAGAAUAUAGAAAUUAGUUCUUAGGGUUAAUAAUUAAAAAAUUUUUAGAAGACGACUUGCUAAUUAAUUGUUCAGACCAGUUUUUCCUAACUAUUUCAUAUAGAAACUUUUGAAUCCUGGUACCUGCCAUAGGCUGAGUGGCCUUUUAAAUUCAGACUUGCCUUUACAUAAAGUUGCGAGUUUUAAAUAGUUACUGCUAGUAUUAAGCUAUGCUAAAAUAUAACGCAUAAGAAAUAUUUGUAAUCCUAAAAUUUAAUAUUGAAUUGGUUUUGUUGUACAUUAAUAUUUACUCGAAUUCAGUAGAUAAAAUUCAAUUUUUGUUGUUUCUUAACUUUCAAAGUAAAGUACACAUCUAAUGAUCUUAAAAGUAUUAAAAAAAAUAAUUAGAUCUCAUUACAUUUUUCUGUAGAAGAAAAUUUUAUUUCAACUUUCUUACGAAAGUUUGCAAUUGAGAAAAAUGUUUAAUAUGUGCUAGUAUCAAUAUACUAGUACUUUUGACCAUUUUUUCCUGUGAAGCUUUAACAAUGUUCAUAACUGAAUAUGCUUUCAACAGUUGUUUAGUUUCAUAUCUAAUACAUUUUGGCCUAAUUGUUAAAAGGUUGUUGGUUGAAAAAUUGCAGCCUACACUACAGUAGUACUUAGGUAUUGAUACUAUGAAAUUGUUUACAAAAUUCUUGGCAUUUUUACUAGUGUAGCAUGUAUGGAAUACAAAUCUUUAAAAUUAAAAGAAUUUGCACUUGAUUAGAAUUUGCAAUUGAACAUGUUUAAAAUGAUAUGACAAUCAUGGUAGCUUUGUGUUGUCUUGUAUGUUGAAGACAAUAAGUAUUUUAUAUGUUGUUUUUAUGUAGUUGAUAAUGAAGUGUGUAUUAUGAGAGUGCCCUGCAGGAUUCAGGAGGUAGCUUUCAUUUAUGUCAGUGGUGAACAGGCAGUAAAUUCUGUAUCUUUAAAUAGUUUAAUUGUUAAUACACUUAUUGUGAAAGUUCAGAAACAAGUUUGAAAUUGUUGCCUCUACGAGCCAGGAGUGUGAAAAUGUAAAUGGAAAAACUUGGGCAAAUGAUGUGAUAAACUGAUUUAUUCACAAGAAUAAUUUGACAAUUAUUCACAUCUAUUGCUACAUAGUCCAGAAACUGAUGUAUAUGUAAGUUAAGCAUCAAUUGUGUAGAAAUAAGGACAUUUAUUUUGUUAUUGCUAUGUAUAUUGCAGAACUGUAUUGUUAAUAAGUUUUGUAAAUAAGAAUAUUUGUGUUUUUGAUGUUGAAUCAGUAAACAUCAGUCAACAAAUGAAAGUAUGUUUCAUUUAUUAACUACUCAAAAAUGUUUUCAUAGCAGUCUAUGAAAGCUUGACAUGCAAUUUAAGUUAUGACUAACAGUUCAGCCAAUAAAGCCUCCUUACAAAAUAUAAAUUGUCUCACUCUUACUGAACCAAAGUUUACAAGAAUAUUAAAAUUAACCUCUCAAAAUGCUUUCAAUAAAAAAAAAAAACACUUUCAUAUCAAUGCAUUGCCUAUGAAAAAGUCUGGCAAUACUUCUAGAAAUAGCCUAGAAGAGUAAAACAACAGUGACUUGCCAUAACACGGUGCUUUCUUUUUUUUUGUCAAGUUUGUUUUCAAUACAACACUACAUUGAAAGUACCAUUUAAAAAUAAUUUACGACAGCAAUUUUUGAACGAUUUAAGAGAUUUAUUUAAGAAUACAUGAUAUCAAAAGAUUGGAAGUUUGGUCAAUGAAGAUCACAAAGGCUUGA
Messenger RNA from Gryllus bimaculatus (two-spotted cricket), 3123 nucleotides. The record is from the annotation of a GenBank genome assembly. Lineage: Eukaryota; Metazoa; Arthropoda; Insecta; Orthoptera; Gryllidae.